Rhododendron vialii is the source of this 1608-nucleotide messenger RNA. Its product is annotated as disease resistance protein RPS2-like. Lineage: Eukaryota; Viridiplantae; Streptophyta; Magnoliopsida; Ericales; Ericaceae. The coding region runs from base 1 to 1608 and encodes 535 amino acids. The record is from RefSeq and is a predicted model, not a curated record. Gene Ontology annotation, molecular function: ADP binding. The transcript has 4 exons.
AUGAAGUGUACACCUGUAAGAGUGGGUCUUUUCACAGAGGAGGAAGCACUAACUCUAUUUCUUACCAAGGCUGUUGGACAUGACACGGUGCUUACUCCAGAACUGGGGGAAAUUGCAGCUAAAAUUGCCAAAGAAUGUCCUUAUCUGCCACUUGCAAUUGUUACAUUAGCUGGAAGUUUGCGGGGAUUGGAAGGAACCCGUGAGUGGAGAAAUGCACUAAAUGAAUCGAUCAGCGUGACGAAAGACACCUGUGAUGUUCUGAUAGAUUAUUGGAUUGCGGAGGAAUUAAUCGCUGAUAUGGACAGUGUAGAAGCACAGUUGGACAAGGUUCACGCUGUAUUGGGAAAACGAACAAGUAGUUGCUUAUUGGAGAGCGUUCCCGACAUACACGGGAUGAUGGGAUACAUUAGGGUGCAUGAUUUGAUCAGAGAUAUGGCUAUCAGAAUAACAGCAAAUAGUCCUCGAUUCAUGGAUCUUGAGAGGAUUUCCUUCAUGGAUAGCUUGAUAAGUGAACUUCCAAUUACACCACCUAUCUGCCCUCAGCUUACCACCUUACUUUUGAAUUGCCGCUAUAGGUCAAUGUUUGAAGUGAUUCCGAAUUCUUUCUUCACAAAUAUGCCUUGUCUUGAGGUAUUGGAUUUGUCCUGGAGCAAUAUAACGUUGUUGCCAGAGUCCAUCUCCAACUUGGAGAAUUUGCAUGUAUUAAUACUGGAUAAAUGUAAGGAAUUAAAGUAUGCGAUAUCUCAGCAGUUCCAAGGGUUGCAGAAGUACUGUCAUAUAGUGGGACAACGUCUUUUGUUCAAAAGAGAUCUUGGAAAAGAGUUCUGUAUUAGUUUCAAAUCUAUACAUUUUGGAAGUGGAGUAGAUCAGCCAGUGCUGCCCGCAGACAUAAAGUCCUUUGGGCUUGAUGGAUUCCACGAUCCCAUUAGCUUAUCAGCUAUUCCAUGGUUCAAAGAUGCCAACGUUUUACGUAAAUGUGUAGUCAAAUGUUGUAACGGGUUAGAAUCCAUCUUUUCGUCAUCUACCUUUACAGAAGAUGGCCAGAUCUCUCUAGGAACUGUCGAGUCAUUUGAUUUGAAAGAGUUACCCAAAUUUAGGGCACUCUUUGAGGGGAUUGCCCAACCACACAGCAUUUACUUCAACCUAAAAGAGUUGUCCUUUAGUGGAUGUAACGCUUUGAAGAAUAUUCUUCCUAUCCAAUUAUUGCAAAACUUCCCAAACCUAGAGAGUCUUGGGGUGGAGAGGUGUGAGAAUGUGGAGGAUAUAAUAGUCGAAAGAGCAGAGACGAGUGAUCGGAGCAAUCAUCAAGAUUAUAGCAACUCAAUCAGUCUCCUAAAACUCGAGUGCUUAACUCUAGUUAACCUACCAAGACUGAACUAUAAUGGCGUGAUGGUGUGUCCAUCUAUAGCAGAAGUUGAGGUUUACAUUUGCCCGAUGGUAAGGAGAUUGCCUCUUUUGCUGCAUAUGGAUGGCGAGCACGCAACAACACCAUGCGGCCUCAUCCAUAUUACUGCACAAAAAGAAUGGUGGGAGUCAUUGGAAUGGGAUGAUCCCGUCACCAAAACCCUUCUUCAGCCUUAUGUAGAUAAAUAUCAUAUCAUUAUGUAG